Molecule: messenger RNA, 1473 nt
Organism: Spea bombifrons (plains spadefoot toad)
Lineage: Eukaryota; Metazoa; Chordata; Amphibia; Anura; Pelobatidae
Product: solute carrier family 2, facilitated glucose transporter member 11-like
Exons: 12
Coding region: 1-1473 (490 amino acids)
Biological process (GO): monosaccharide transmembrane transport
Cellular component (GO): membrane
Molecular function (GO): hexose transmembrane transporter activity
Source: RefSeq, a predicted model, not a curated record
AUGGACUAUAAACCUGCCACUGGGGUACUAACCCCAAACCUUGCAUUUCUUACCCUGAUCUUGGGCAUUGGAGGCACUUUUCAGUAUGGGUUACACAUCACGCUCAUCAAUUCUCCAGCAAAGCACAUCCAAGGAUUUAUCAACAACACGUGGUAUCAGCGAUAUGGGACUACUCUUAACCCUGAUACAGUCAUGCUUUUGUGGUCUUUCAUUGUGUCCGUUUACAGCAUUGGAGGCUUGAUUGGAUCUCUGGUAGUUGGAUACCUCUCCGUCACAUUUGGAAGAAAGAAGACUCAGCUGUAUAACAAUGUGGUUGUUUUGUUGGGAGCUCUGCUGAUGGGGAUAAGUCGGACUGCCAAUUCUUUUGAGAUGAUAAUACUAGGAAGAUUCCUGUAUGGCAUUAAUGCAGGUGUUAGUUUAAACCUCCACACAAUGUAUAUUGGGGAAUGCGCCCCCCAGAGGCUGCGUGGGAUGGUCACGGUAACAGUGUGCUUCUUCAUCGCAUUUGGAAAAUUGAUGGGGUUCGUUGUAGGACUCAGGGAGCUUCUGGGCGCAGAGGAAAUGUGGCCUUAUCUAAUGUCUGCAAGUGCCAUCCCUGCACUCAUCCAGUUAGCAACACUUCCCUUCUUUCCAGAAUCUCCUCGGUACCUCCUUAUUGACAAGAGUGACAAAGAUGGCUGUCUUAAAGCUAUGCAGAUGUUAUGGGGCCCAGGUGACCACGGUUCAGAAAUGGAUGAGAUGUUGGCAGAGAAGAAGGCAAUAGAAGGGGAGCAGAUAAAAAGUGUGAAGGAUCUCUUGAGGGAUCGCUCAGUUCGCUGGCAGAUGAUCUCACUGGUCUUGAUAUGCGGAGCCUGCCAGCUCAUCGGCAUCAAUGCGGUCUAUUUCUAUGCGUAUGAUGUCUUCCAGAAGGCGGGAAUUCCAGCCACUCAGAUCCCAUAUAUGUCACUGGGCACUGGAUUUACCGAGAUUCUAACCUCAAUACUCUGUGGAUCUAUCAUUGAUCGUCUCGGCAGGAAGCUCCUACUCUGGACCAACUAUGGAAUGUUGGCAUUGACUCUGGCACUGCUCACUACUACCCUCUCUCUGCAGGACUCCUUCUAUUGGUUCCCAUAUGUCUCUUCCAUACUCACAUUCAUCUUAACGCUGAGCUACGGCUUGGGUCCAGGUGGCGUAAAUUGCGUCCUCCCCACUGAGAUGUUUAUACACUCGUACAGACCAGCUGCCUACUGCUUAAUUGGUGUCAUGAACUGGGUUGGGCUCUUUGUUUUGUCCUUGGUUUUCCCUUUCAUUGUGGAAGCACUGGGACCUUUCUGCUUCAUUUUCUUCUUGGUUUACUGCUUUUCUAUGGCCGUGUUCACUUUCUUGGUGUUGCCGGAAACCAAAGACAGAAGCAUCAUGGAGAUUCUGGAGUCCUUUGCGCCAUUGAACUUCAGGGAACAAAAGAAAAUACCUGUCUAUGCAACGCAACUUUAA